AUGCCGAGCCAGCCGGGCUUUGCUGUCGCCAUCUCGGUGAUGAUGGUUGUCACCGGAUCUCUUAAUACCAUUUCUGCUAAAUGGGCUGACAGUCUUAAGGCUGAAGGAGUUGCUUUCAAUCACCCAUUCCUCCAGGCUGCUUGUAUGUUUUUUGGAGAGUUCCUCUGCCUCAUUGCAUUCUUCUUGAGUUUUGCUUACAAGAAGCAUCGUUGGUCCCGUCUCAACAUUCAAGGCGAUGAAGCCUCUAUCAUUGAUAUAUCGUCUGGACCGCAACCCACUCUUCCAAAGUUCAGUCCAUAUGUAUUCCUCUUCCCCGCUUGUUGUGAUAUCUUGGCUACCUCCAUCAUGUACAUCGGAUUGAAUCUGACUACUGCCAGUUCUUUCCAGAUGCUUCGAGGAGCUGUCAUCAUUUUUACGGGAUUGUUGUCGGUUGGAAUGCUCGGUGCUUCUAUCAAGCCUUACAAAUGGAUCGGAAUGUUGUUUGUUAUGCUGGGAUUGAUUGUAGUUGGAGUUACCGAUAUUGUGUAUGAUGACGAUCCGAUGGCUGACAAGAACGCUAUUAUCACAGGUAAUCUCCUGAUUAUCAUGGCUCAAAUCAUCGUUGCCAUUCAAAUGGUUUAUGAGCAAAAAUAUUUAUUGCAAUAUGAUGUACCCGCUUUAUUGGCAGUCGGUCUUGAAGGACUUUUCGGAUUCAUUAUCCUUUGUGUUCUCAUGGUACCCAUGUACUACAUUCAUGUUCCAAGAACAUUCUCCACAAACCCUGAAGGACGUUUAGAGGAUGUGUUCUAUGCCUGGAAAGAAAUCACUGAGGUACCAACUAUUGCUUUGGCUCUGACCGGUACCGUUGUCAGUAUUGCUUUCUUUAACUUUGCUGGAGUCUCUGUUACUAAGGAACUCUCUGCAACAACUCGUAUGGUCUUGGACAGUGUUCGAACCUUGAUCAUCUGGGCUGUUAGCAUUCCUCUCUUCGGUGAAGAGUUCAUUGCUGUUCAACUUACUGGUUUUGCUUUGUUGAUUCUCGGAAUGUUUGUAUACAACGACAUUCUUAUCGGACCUUACUUCAGACGAGUAAUUAUUCCUAAUCUUGGAGAACAGAACGUCUGUACCAGAUGCUGGUUCACUAUCUGUGGAGUUGACUUGGAAGACGGUGAAGAUAAUAGCUUGUUGGAGGAGAACUAUGAUUAA
Auanema sp. JU1783 is the source of this 1185-nucleotide messenger RNA. NCBI's taxonomy places the organism in Eukaryota, Metazoa, Nematoda, Chromadorea, Rhabditida, Rhabditidae. The record is from the annotation of a GenBank genome assembly.